Molecule: messenger RNA, 306 nt
Organism: Colletotrichum godetiae
Lineage: Eukaryota; Fungi; Ascomycota; Sordariomycetes; Glomerellales; Glomerellaceae
Exons: 1
Coding region: 1-306 (101 amino acids)
Source: RefSeq, a predicted model, not a curated record
AUGGAUGAACUUCUGGCCCAAGAUCGCUCGAGACUUGGAUUGUCCGUCCCAGCCGAUCAGUUCUCCAGGCCCGCGCCCUUGGCUUCAGAGAAAGCCUUGCAAUCCCAGCCUCCUCUCACAGUUGCAGCCAAAGCUGCUGGGCUGGAGGGUCAUUUGCCGCAAAGCUACAUCCGCCAAAGAAUUGACCUGGUGAAAUGGGCCAAGACAGCACAGGUCCAACAGGCCUGGAAGGCCAUGGCUGAGAAGCAGGGUCUGGAUGCCAGUGCUCCUGACAAGGCUUCCUGGGCUUUCGCGGGCUUUGUGUAG